CCCCGACUGUAUGGCGUUUGUAUUUUGUUUGAAAGUGAGAAACGUCGCCUUGACAACAAUUUUGGUGGUUUUAUGGAAUAUUCGAUUGAUUUUUACUAUGAAUUUGCCAAAUUAUGGAUGAUCCCCAAAAAUUAACAUCAGAAACAACAGAAAACAAGAAAGUUCUUCCGGAUGUCGUGCAUUCACAACAGAUUCCCGCUCUGGGAUCUGUCGCGAGCAGUGACACUCAAUUGUCACAAAUUGACACAGGGCAAAAUAUAGCAGGUGAAAAUAGGGUUCACAAUGUUGGAGAUACAACCGAUACGGAGUCUAUAUCAGAGCACAUACCUUCCAACGUGGAUGACUCUGCCAGUGAUUCCCUGAAUGUAAAUAAAACCCAUGAAUCUCAGGGUUUACUUAAAAUUGAAACCCACCCGGAGAGAGUUUCUGGAGAUAACUCUUUGAAUAUUCCAGCGACACACACAUCUAAUAGUGAAAAUCCUAGCAUACAAGAUCCAAGUAGACAAAGUACAUCCUGGCCACUCGAUGUAAAUAUAUCAGAUAUGCACCUCCUUAGUGAAGAGAGUCCAAUUAAUUUAGCACUAUCAUCAGAUUUGUCCAAAGAUGGUGGUACACAAGAAACCAAAUCACAUUCUUUGCGCACACCAGGUGCUAGUGAACAAAAUACACCACAAGAAUCUCCUAGAAGUGAUGGUUAUGUGGACUCACUAAAUGAACAAGAGGAAUCCAGCCAUAAAACAGAUUCAUCAAAUAAAGAAAAAUCAGUGGACAAUUCAGAUAAUUCUUUAGAAGCAAAUGAAGAAUCUCUGGAGAGGAACAGUUCUGGAUCUGAAGAAAUAAUUAAAUUGGAUAUAAGGGGUCAAGGUGUGCCAAAAUUCUCAUUACCAACCGCCAAAAUUAUAUUUGGGCCACCACCCGAAGGAAGCACCAUGAUUGGUCAAAAUAGUGACCAUAUACCAAUGUUUCCUAAUUUAUUGUCACCAUUUUUAGUUGGUGCUGGCGAUAGUAUUAAAGUUGAAGAGGUCUUUGAUUUUACCGAGCAGCAGUCCAAAGAGCCAUCACCAGAGAAAUCUUUGGAUUUAUCACUAGACAAGUCCCUUAAUGCCUCACCAGAAAAAUCACUGGAGUCAUCCCCAGACAAACGAAGCUUGUCCAGUGAUAAGGUUGAACAGAAUGAUUUGCUAGUCGAGGAAGUGAUUGUCGAUAAUGAUAUGAAGGAAAAAGGUGACAGAGAUGAAGCGUCAAUGACACCACAGCACAAGUCUAUGCCACCAGAGGACAUGUCACUCAGUACAACAGACUACAAGACAUUAGGCGAGGAGUAUCAUGAGAAGCUUGAGCACUUGGAAGACGCUCUCACGCGUCGUGACGAAUUAAUCAAAGAACUGAACGUCUCCUUACAGCGAUACGUUCGUGAACGGGACGAGCUCAGACAUGAGAAUGAACACCUCACCAACGAGGUGCAGAAUUUACAGCAUAUUGUCGGUGAGAUGUCGAACUCUGAGCACGACACGGUCAAAGGACAGUUGUCAGACUAUGUAAAGUACCAAAGUAUGGUUAAAGACGACAGCACCAAGUUUUACUCGGCUUUGAUGAGCGGAGGAUCCUCUCUACAAAGUUCCAAUGGCGAGAAGGAUAUGGACCGUGAAGAAAUUACAGUUAACUAUUCAAAAUCUGACCUGAGGUCUUCUGGUUCUUCAGAAGAUUUCCAAACUGGAUUCGAGAGCAAAUUAACUACGAUAAUUAACAAGUUCGAUCACUACAUCGAGGAGAAUUUGAGGAACAAACUUCGCGAGAGCAUGAUACAGGUAUUAUGUGAUGAAAUAGGCAAAAUUAGGAUAGAGUCCGACACAGAAAUGAAGGAAUUGGAAGCGCAAAUACAGCAAGACAAACAAGCUUACACAAUAGAGACACGGCGGCUGAGAGAACUCCUUGCCUCUGUGAAGGCAGGGAAUGCUGAUAUAGAUGCUCUAAGGCAGGAACUUAGUGUGAAACAUGAGAAAGAAAUGGAAAAUUUGAGGACAUAUUUUGAGAAAAAAUGUACUGAUAUGGAGAGGAGCUACUCGGAGGAGGUGUGGCGGGGCCGGGAGUGCGCGUCGCCGCUGUCGUCGCUGGAGGCGGAGGCGGAGGCGGGCGCGGCGGCGGCCGGCGGGGACUGCGCUCGCCGCCGCACGCGCAGCGCUGAAUUCCCAUCCAUUUCCUUCGAGUCAACACCUCUGGAACAAGGUCUGAAGCAAAUGUGCAAAAAGUAUGAGCAGCAAAUAGAAGAUCUGAAAACUGAGCAUGUGGCAUACGUGCAGGACAUACAGGCGCGGCAUGCUGAUACUAUAGCCACUUUGGAUAACCAGAUCACAAAAUUAAAAGCACGCAUACUGACUUCGGAGAAUGCAGACGCCAAUGUAUCGCUGUACCAGCAAGACAUCGACCUGGAGCUCGAGAAGAAGAGGGAUGCCCAGUUGGAGCAGAGGAUCGAGGAAGUGCGCCAAGAAGUGAUACAGCAGUUGCAGGAGCAAAUACAGGUGCUGCUGUCGGACCCGGACGCGGAGGUGUCGAGCUGGCCGCUGGAGCUGGUCGCCCUCCGCGACAAGAUACACGGCGACGCGAAAGCUCACCACGAGAAGGAGUUGUCAAGCCUACGCGACGAGCUGUCAGGCGGCGAGGGCAAAUGGAAACAGCGACGGAACCACAGCUUCGACCAGAACAGGCACCUCGAGGAGGUCACUAAGGAAAGGGAUGGCCUGAAGCGCGUGGCGGUGAGCCUGCACCGCGUGGUGGGCCAACUGGUGGCGUACUGCGCCUGCGCCGAGGACGAGCUCAACCGCACCGUGCUCGCGCAGCUGCUGCACCGGCUCACUGACAGCGACGAGCCAUUAGCUGACGAAGAAUCCCGGCCGAGCACGCCGAACCUGUCCGCGGACCUAAACACGAGCAGCGUGGUGUCGCGCGGCAAGCACGUGCACUUCGCGCCGGACCUGCAGUCCAUCCUGUGCGAGCUAGAGGAGGACGGCGUCGUGGACUUCCUGCGCCAGCAGCGCGACCUCAGCGCCGACAUCCGGCUCGAGCUCGAGCACUCGCUCACCAGGCUGCGCGCCGAGGCGCAGGACCUGCUCGAGCUCUCCUCGAGGAUCGCCGCCAAGGGCCGCAAUGAGUCGAAGAUGCUGGAAUGUAGCAAGGUGCAGAUAACAGAGCUGGUGCAGGACUUGGACGCGCGACGCACCGCCUGCGACAACUGCGAGCUACACAAAAAGACGAUGGAGGAAGCGAUGGCGGAGUGCCUGCAGCGCGAGAACCUCCUGCGCUCGGACCUGGAGGCGGCCAUGGUGAAGAUCGCUCAUCUGAUGACGGUGGCGGACGGCGUCCACUCCACCGAUCUCAUUGCGGAGGGGUACGGCACGGGGCAGGCGGGCGUGCGGUCGCUGGGCUCGCGGCCCCGCCCCCCGCCGCCGGACGCCGCCUCGCCCCCCUCGCCCGCCUCGCCCGCCUCGCCCGCCUCACCCUCCUCGCCCGCCGCCUCGCCCGCCACGCGCCUCGCGCGCGACCUCGACCUGCUGCAGCGAGAGCGCGACGACCUGCACCAACAGAUUAAACGGAUGUCCGAUUCACCCGUGCAUAAGAUAUGCUGCGAGAAGCUGGAAGCGGCCAACCGUCAACUACGCUCGACCCGACAAUUCGUAGAGGAGCAGGCGACAGAAAGAGAAGCGGAACGGGACGAGUUCGCGAAACGCCUGGCGGAGUUGCGCGACGAGAACUCGAGGCUAACCACCCGGCUGCAGAACAAUGCUAGAAUAUUAAACGAGAUGCAGAGUCUGCGGUCAUGCGGCGGUCGCGCCUCGCUUCACCACGUUGAACAGCUCGAAGCUCAGACCCGUGAGAUGAAUCAAAUUAUAAACGAACUGGAAAUGAAGAAAGCCGCAUCAGAUGACGAGCUUAAAGCCACUGAGGAGAAGGUGACAUUACUCAGAGAUAUAAUAGGAAAUCUCGAGAAUCAACUAGAGCAGAAAGCAACGCACGAAGCGGAGAUAUUAGAGCAGUUGGAGGGAAUGAAAAAGACGAUAGAAGAGAGAGACGGCAAGAUGAGAUCCCUGCUAGGCGAAUUGGAGUCGUUGAAGAGCGAGAAAGUAGAUCAGAGUGAGGUGACGUGCGUCCACUGCGAGCAGGAGGAGGAUCGAUAUGGGGAGCUGUUGGAGAAAGUUCGAGAACAGUGCCGGUGGCUGGAGGAGAAGAUCCACCGGCGCACCGGGCAGCUGGAGCGGCUGCACGAGGUGUGCUCGGCGUCGUGCAGCGAGCCCAGCGAGGACGUGUCGCUGCGGGACCAGCGCCACCAGCUCACGGUACCGCCACUGCCUUACAUAUGGGAUAGGAUAAAGCACUGA
Molecule: messenger RNA, 4373 nt
Organism: Galleria mellonella (greater wax moth)
Lineage: Eukaryota; Metazoa; Arthropoda; Insecta; Lepidoptera; Pyralidae
Product: pericentrin
Exons: 19
Coding region: 114-4373 (1419 amino acids)
Source: RefSeq, a predicted model, not a curated record